This is a messenger RNA of Lynx canadensis (Canada lynx), 2503 nucleotides long. It is a transcript of the gene ABCD4, whose product is annotated as ATP binding cassette subfamily D member 4. NCBI's taxonomy places the organism in Eukaryota, Metazoa, Chordata, Mammalia, Carnivora, Felidae. Gene Ontology annotation, cellular component: peroxisomal membrane. Gene Ontology annotation, biological process: very long-chain fatty acid catabolic process; peroxisome organization; long-chain fatty acid import into peroxisome. The transcript has 15 exons. Gene Ontology annotation, molecular function: ATP hydrolysis activity; long-chain fatty acid transmembrane transporter activity; ABC-type transporter activity. The record is from RefSeq and is a predicted model, not a curated record. Bases 794 to 2053 code for a protein of 419 amino acids.
AAACUGAGGCCCAGAGCAUGCAAGUGACUUGCCCAGGGUGGUGCCUCUCAUUGGAAAUAGGAGUCAGUGUGGCCCCCGGCGGUGCAGUGGGACCUGAGGAGUCCCUCCUCAUACUCAUUCCCUCUCCACCCACCACCCUCAGGCACUUUCUUGCUUUCCUCAGCCUAAGCUGAGCUUUGCAGCAAAGAUUCUUCAGAUGCCUGUUGCCUCUUUCUCUUCUAGGCUUCUCCAUGGCUCACCCCAUAUGAAGCUUCUGCAGCCAGAUAGUUAAAAUGGGGGAGGCUCGGGCUUGCAGAAGGGAUUGGGAGGAGCUAGAUAGACAGGAUAGCUUUUCUGCUCAUCCAGAAACUCGGCUUAUCUACCCUCGUGUCUUUCUCUGGUGCUGCUCAGGACCCUUGGGUACUGGACCUUUCAGUUGCCACUUUUCCUGAGGGGUAAACUGAGGUACCCUAAGAAGCCACUCUUCAGAACCCCAUUUAAAGGUCCUGAGGGUCUCGGUGCCUCUAGGAAAACCAGUGCUUAUCUGGGUCCAUCUUUCCCUGGGAUCGUAGCUGACAGUGCCGAAAGGCAAGGUCAGGAUGAGAGGUAACCAGAAUCAGUCUCCACUCUCUCCACCCUCUGCCCUGCUCCCUGGUCCAGUUGCUCUGUGUUGUUGGUUCCAGGGACCAGCGCAUCAGCCAGGACGUGGAACGGUUCUGCCGGCAGCUCAGCAGCAUGGCUAGCAAACUGAUCAUCUCGCCCUUCACCCUCCUCUACUACACCUACCAGUGCUUCCAAAGGCUGGCUUGGGCCUAUGAGCAUCUUCGGGUAUUUCAUUCUGGGAACCGUGGUGAACAAAAUGUUGAUGGGGCCCAUCGUGGCAAAGCUGGUGCAGCAGGAGAAGCUGGAGGGGGAUUUCAGGUUCAAGCACAUGCAGAUCCGGGUCAAUGCUGAGCCUGCUGCUUUCUUCAGAGCUGGGCACGUGGAGCACAUGAGGACAGACCGCAGGCUGCAGAGACUCCUUCAGACCCAGAGGGAGCUGAUGUCCAAGGAGCUGUGGCUGUACAUUGGCAUCAACACAUUUGACUAUCUGGGCAGCAUCCUGAGUUACAUUGUGAUCGCAAUCCCUAUUUUCAGUGGUGUCUAUGGAGACCUGAGCCCCACAGAGCUCAGCACCGUGGUCAGCAAGAAUGCCUUUGUGUGCAUUUACCUCAUCAGCUGCUUCACCCGGCUCAUCGACCUCUCCAGCACCCUCUCAGACGUGGCUGGUUACACGCACAGGAUCGGGGAACUUGAGGAGACCCUUCUGGACAUGUCCCCGAAGUCGCACGGUGGUGAGAUCCUGGAUGAGAGCGAGUGGGACGUGGACAGGGCCCCAGACUGGCCAGCCGCAGAACCAACGGACACAGCUUUUCUCCUCGAGCGGGUCUCCAUCUGUGCCCCCUUCUCUAACAAACCCUUAAUCAAGGAUCUGAGCCUGAAGAUCUCUGAAGGUCAGAGCCUGCUCAUCACGGGCAACACGGGCACCGGCAAGACCUCCUUGCUCCGGGUUCUAGGCAGCCUCUGGACAAGCACACGGGGCUCAGUGCAGAUGCUGACGGACUUUGGGCCCCAUGGGGUGCUGUUCUUGCCACAAAAGCCAUUCUUCACUGAUGGGACCCUUCGGGAGCAGGUGAUAUAUCCCCUAAAGGAGAUCUACCCCGACUCAGGCUCUACCGACGAUGAGAGGAUCGUGAGGUUCUUGGAGUUGGCAGGCCUGUCCAGUUUGGUGGCGAGGACAGAGGGUCUGGACCAGCAGGUCGAUUGGAACUGGUACGACGUUCUGUCCCCAGGAGAGAUGCAGAGGCUCUCCUUUGCCCGGCUCUUCUACCUGCAGCCAAAGUACGCAGUGCUUGAUGAAGCCACCAGCGCCCUGACUGAGGAGGUGGAGAGUGAGCUCUACCGCAUCGGCCAGCAGCUGGGCAUGACGUUCAUCAGUGUGGGACAUCGGCGCAGCCUUGAGAAGUUUCACUCCUUGGUUCUGAAACUCUGCGGAGAAGGAAGAUGGGAACUGACCAGAAUCAAAGUGGAAUGAAGCCAAGGGUGUGGCUGGCCACUGGACGAAGUGCCAAGCUCAGGGCAGAUCGGCAUCCCCCUGGAGAGACCAGGAGGCCUGCAGGGCAAGGGAGACCCCCUGGCCCGCCUCACAGGUCCUGUGCAGGGAGCGCUGGCAGCGAGGGUGUGGCUCCCAAUGGGGCACCCAGUCCUGCCAGGCCCCCCAGCUGCCUCAGCCAGAGCUCCCUGCACUCCCAAGUGCUGAUCGCUUACAAAUGACCUCAGAUUGUGUUUUCUAAAGAAAAACCUGAAAGUGUGAGAUCUAUGAGAAAUGUAGGAUCAAUGUGGAGAGAAUAUUGGGCUUAAAGUCCAGAGAUCCGGAAAUCUUUUAAAUCCAUUAAAUUUUGUGGCAAUAGAUUUUUAACUUUAAUCAACCACUUGAAUUUUAUAACUUUUUUAAAAAGAAAAGAUAAACAUUUCUUAAAAAUUG